AAAAGCCGCGAGCGCCGCGCCACGGCGCCGCCGCCGCCGCCGUCGCCGCCGGAGUCCUCGCCCCGCCGCGCUGCGCCCGGCUUGCGCUGCGCCCGCCGCUCCGCUUCCCACACCCCGCCGGGGAUUGGCAGCCGCCGCCGGACAUCAGCAGCCACAGGCUCCGCCACCGACCCGAACGACCUCGCGGCGAGCGGCGAGCGUCUCGCGGAUUACUGGGGGCUCCGAGGCACCAGCGCGCCGCAGACCUCGCGCGGGCUGGAGCGCCCGGCCGUGCGCGCCACUGCGCCGUGGCCUCAGCUGCCCGGGCCGCGCCAGAGCCGAGGACCGGCGCGCAGAGCGCCGGGGAGCCGGGAGCCGAGCCGGAGCGCCGCGAUGCCGAUCACCUACUGCCGGAGCUCGGGGGCCUGCGACGCGCCGGCCGACGUGUGAGCGGACCCCAGGCUGGCCACAAAGCGCACCGCAGCUUGGCCCGGGGGCUAGGAGAGCUAGGGGAAAGCGCGGCCACCCGCCUUGGCGGCCCGGGACUCGGCUCCACUCGCCGGAGAAUGCGCCCGAGGACGCCGGAGCGCCGGAGCCGCGGGGGUUUCAGCUGGUUAGCGCUAAUGGGGGUGCGCUGGAGUAAGGCAGAGUGAUGCGGGGGGGCAACUCGCCCGGCACCGAGAUCGCCGCUGCGCCCUUGCCCGGACCUGGCGUCUCCCAGGAUGGCUGCCCCGAGCCAUGGGCCGCGGCGGAGCUAGCGCGGAGCGUCCGACCCUCGCCCCCCGAGUGCCGCAGCCGGCCCCGCGCGGGGCCACGCGUCCCGCGGGCGCUGGUUCCUAAGGACAACGACAGCACCAGCUUUUCCUCUCUCCCUUCCCUUCCCUUCCCCGCACUCCUCCCCCUGCUCGCUGUUGUUGUGUGUCAGCACUUGGCUGGAGACUUCUUGAACUUGCAGGGAGAAUAGCUUGCGCUCCCCACUUCGCUUUGGUGCCUUUGCCCCAGCGGACCCAGCCUCGCCGUCUCUGAACCCCGCGCACCUCCACUCCGCCGCCGGGCCCGACCCCGAGACGCCGUUCCCUGCGCGAGGAGAAGGACUGCCCCGCCGGCACCCGGGAGGAGGAGGUGGCAAAGGAAGGGAACCCAGUCCCUGUGCCAGGUCCUUCGACCAGAGCUUUUUCCAUGUGGAGGCUCUUUCAAUGGACGUGUCCCCGCGUGCUUCUUAGACGGUCUGCGGUCUCCUAAAGGUCGACCAUGGUGGCCGGGACCCGCUGUCUUCUAGCGUUGCUGCUUCCCCAGGUCCUCCUGGGCGGCGCGGCCGGCCUCAUUCCCGAGCUGGGCCGGAGGAAGUUCGCGGCAUCAACUGGCCGCUCCUCGUCCCAGCCCUCGGACGAAGUCCUGAGCGAGUUUGAGUUGCGGCUGCUCAGCAUGUUCGGCCUGAAGCGGAGACCCACCCCCAGCAGGGACGCCGUGGUGCCCCCCUACAUGCUGGACCUGUAUCGCCGGCACUCGGGCCAGCCGGGCGCCCCCGCCCCCGACCACCGGCUGGAGAGGGCAGCCAGCCUCGCCAACACCGUGCGCAGUUUCCACCACGAAGAAUCUGUGGAAGAACUGCCUGAAAUGAGUGGAAAAACAACCCGGAGAUUCUUCUUUAAUUUAACUUCUAUCCCCACCGAUGAGUUUAUCACCUCAGCAGAACUUCAGGUUUUUCGGGAACAGAUGCAGGAAACUUUGGAAAACAAUAGCAGUUUCCAUCACCGAAUUAAUAUUUAUGAAAUUAUAAAACCUGCAACAGCCAACUUGAAGUUCCCUAUGACCAGACUUUUGGACACCAGGUUGGUGAAUCAGAACACAAGCAGGUGGGAGAGUUUUGACGUCACCCCUGCUGUGAUGAGGUGGACCGCACAGGGACUCACCAACCACGGAUUUGUGGUGGAAGUGACCCACUUGGAGGAGAACCAAGGUGUCUCCAAGAGACACGUCAGGAUUAGCAGGUCUUUGCACCAAGAUGAGCACAGCUGGUCACAGAUCAGGCCACUGCUAGUAACUUUUGGCCACGACGGGAAAGGGCACCCUCUCCACAAAAGAGAAAAGCGUCAAGCAAAACACAAACAGCGCAAACGCCUUAAGUCCAGCUGUAAGAGACACCCUUUGUAUGUGGACUUCAGUGACGUGGGGUGGAAUGACUGGAUCGUAGCUCCCCCAGGGUACCAUGCCUUUUAUUGCCACGGGGAAUGCCCUUUUCCCCUGGCAGAUCACCUGAACUCCACUAAUCACGCCAUUGUUCAGACGUUGGUCAACUCUGUUAAUUCUAAAAUUCCUAAGGCAUGCUGUGUACCAACGGAACUCAGUGCUAUCUCCAUGCUGUACCUUGAUGAAAAUGAAAAGGUCGUAUUAAAGAACUAUCAGGACAUGGUUGUGGAGGGUUGUGGGUGUCGUUAGCACAGCAAAAUAAAAUAAAUAAAUAUAUAUAUAUAUAUAUAUUUUAGAAAAAAGCAAAAAAAAAAAAAAACCAAGUUGACACUUUAAUAUUUCCCAAUGAAGACUUUAUUUAUGGAAUGGAAUGGAGAAAAAAAAAAACAGCUAUUUUGAAAAUAUAUUUAUAUCUACGAAAAGAAGUUGGGAAAACAAAUAUUUUAAUCAGAGAAUUAUUCCUUAAAGAUUUUAAAAUGUAUUUAGUUGUACAUUUUAUAUGGGUUCAACCCCAGCACAUGAAGUAUAAUGGUCAGAUUUAUUUUGUAUUUAUUUACUAUUAUAACCACUUUUUAGGAAAGAUAGCUAAUUUGUAUUUAUAUGUAAUCAAAAGAAGUAUUGGGUUUGUACAUAAUUUUCCAAAAAUUGUAGUUGUUUCCAGUUGUGUGUAUUUAAGAUGAAAAGUCUACAUGGAAGGUUACUCUGGCAAAGUGCUUAGCACAUUUGCUUUUUUGCAGUGCUACUGUUAAGGUCACAAGUUCAAGUCCAGAAAAAAAAAAAAAGUGGAUAAUCCACUCUGCUGACUUUCAAGAUUAUUAUAUUAUUCAAUUCUCAGGAAUGUUGCAGAGUGGUUGUCCAAUCCAUGAGAACUUACGUCCUUAUUAGGUGGAAUAUUUGGAUAAGAACCAGACAUUGCUGAUCUAAUAUCGAAACACUUUACUACCCCUUAAUUUGCAGAAAGAAUAAAGCAGGACCAAUAGAAAUAAUUGGGAAAAUGAUGAACCUGCAGGAAAGUGAAUGAUGGUUUGUUAUUCUUCUUUCCUAAAGUAGUGACCCCUUCAAAGGGGCUGGUCUGGCCAAAGUAUUAAAUAAAACAUAAGAUUUCUUUGUUAUUAAUAUUGUGGUCAUGUAUAUUUAAAAUUGAUAUAUAAUGGCUCUCAUGAAGAAUUGGAAAUUGAUUUGUAUUUAACUUUUACCUCAUCUGGGAGCUCUUUAUGCUCAGAAGGGCCCAGUUUUCUAAGUUUGUCCAACACACAGAAAAAUUGUGCCCAUCAUGUUUUCUGCCCACUGCCUAUUCUCUGUUCGAUCAGCUUGCUUUUCUUUCCAAGGUUAUGUGUUUGAACACAUUUCUCCAAAUGUUAAACCUAUUUUAGAUAAUAAAUAUCAGAGCUCUGGCAUUUCAUUUUAUAAAGUCCAACCUGUAAGAAAAUGGUGCAUUUGUACAGCA
Leopardus geoffroyi (Geoffroy's cat) is the source of this 3616-nucleotide messenger RNA. RefSeq names its product bone morphogenetic protein 2 (gene BMP2). Gene Ontology annotation, molecular function: cytokine activity; BMP receptor binding; growth factor activity. NCBI's taxonomy places the organism in Eukaryota, Metazoa, Chordata, Mammalia, Carnivora, Felidae. Bases 1231 to 2418 code for a protein of 395 amino acids. Gene Ontology annotation, cellular component: extracellular region. The record is from RefSeq and is a predicted model, not a curated record. The transcript is spliced from 3 exons. Gene Ontology annotation, biological process: BMP signaling pathway; SMAD protein signal transduction; negative regulation of transcription by RNA polymerase II.